Messenger RNA from Strongylocentrotus purpuratus (purple sea urchin), 2618 nucleotides. RefSeq lists its product as uncharacterized. The coding region runs from base 377 to 1093 and encodes 238 amino acids. The transcript has 5 exons. NCBI's taxonomy places the organism in Eukaryota, Metazoa, Echinodermata, Echinoidea, Camarodonta, Strongylocentrotidae. The record is from RefSeq and is a predicted model, not a curated record.
GUAGCGCAUGGACCUAAAAAAGGACGCAUUGCCUCAUCGUUUUUCUCCAAGCUACCAUUUUCGUUUCUCGUUUGAAUAGGAAGGGGUUUUUCUUAUUUUUCUUCAACCGUGUUCCGAGAAAGAAAAAUGUCAACGGUUAGGGCCACAGCUUAUAAGUACCUGGUGGUGUCUUUGCCAAAGCACAACAUUGUGAGACGAGACACAGGACAGUUACAAUUACCGCCGUUGAUUUUGACUCCUGUAAUUUCCAGCGUUUGUUAUAAAAUACCACCGUCACGGCUUGACCCUAACCCGCGUUUAAAAUUAACACUGCAUCUUUAGCGCUUGGUUUUAUCGUCUUCAAAUCAUUGUGAAUAUUCACCCAAGCUAAUCAACCAUGGCCAUCCUAUUUCAAGUCCUUCGACAGUUUGUCGUGUUAGCCGUCUACUGCUUUGUCGCAUCACUGGCUAACCCCAUAACGAUGCCUCCGACCACGGCUGUACCUACGAUGGCUGCGACGACACAAGUUGCCUACGACUCCUACUUAUUAAUCGUUCAGGAGGUGGAGAUGUUUCAGGGACAAUUUACUCCAAUGCUGAACUCAUUUCUCGUCUCACGUUUCCCUGGUGAUUUCUCAUCACAGAAAACGGACCGUCUUCUCCAGAGUGACGCCCAAGCCCCCGAUUUGGACAUCAGGGGAUUCCUCACUGUAAACGACUUGCCACCAACCUUCGAGAGACACUCUAUGACGGAAGCAGAACUGUUGCCCAAGCACAAAAUGUUCCUACAGACUUACGAUGAAGUCAUGAAGUCCCUCAAAACUGAGGAGGUCCUUGCAGUCAGUACCCAUCCCGAGUCCUACAGCAAUAACUUUACCCCAUCCUAUGACGAAGCCCUAGUGCACAUCCGAAGGCUGCUUUACAAAGUCUCUGAACUGAUGACACUGCAGAACAUUGCUGAUGGUCCUUCUCAGACCUUCGACGGCUUUCAAGCGUUGCCCCACAACUACCAGAUCCACAAUACACGGAGCCUAUACGUCCUCCAGAGCAUCGACGAGUACAUAUCUGCUUCCCUCAUUGACUACCACCGCCUACUUUCUCAAUCCCAAUCAUGAAGAUUCUCCUAUUCCUUAAAAUUCAACUAAUUUAUUACUAUCGUUAUUGUAUUCCAUCCAUCAAUGGUUUUCUUCAUGCCUUUCAUGGUACUAAUAAUGUAUUUAUUUAUUGCGAGUUAUAAGAAAGUAAAUGAUGAGAUGAGGAGAGACGAGAGGGGAUGGAGACAAAAAUACAAAAGUGUUUUGACAAGAAGUUUGUCUUCGAUGCACCAACCAACAAUUAAAUAAUGUUGGACAAUCAUUGUGAGCAGUUAUGAUAUCGAUAUUCUGUGCCUUUUUACAUGUACUUUAUUUCUGUAAGGUGAUUAAGUGACCGCAAAGUACAUCGAAUUCAUGAGUUUGAAACUGUUAAGCGCCAUAUUUAUACAGAUGUUUGAAACAAAACUACAAUUUUUUUUUUUUUUUUUAGUUUGUAACCGUUUCUUCGAAAAAUAUUCCAAUCAAUUUGAGAAUCUCUUAUUUUUCUCAGUGUUUGCAAGCCGUGUCCGAGUGCUUGGGAAUGUGUUCACUGCACCGAACUAGGUAUAUUAUGUUUAUGUACUUUUCUUACGAUUUUUUUUAUGGAAACUAGCAAUAAAAUUGUGUUCGAUAUGCAUUUACAUUCACAAUCACUCUAACUUGAAAUGUGCCUUAUAAGCAAAUCAUGAUCGAAGAUGUAUCAGUCUCUGUGAAAGGUCGAUCCUGAUUGGUUGAUUCAGAAUUGAGUUUGAUCGAAUGUCAUUUGUGCAAUAAUGUGUUGUCUGUAAACUUAAUGCAUACAGUCGAUGUGCAUGGAAGUAUGUCACUGUGUGACGCAAUGUACAUCAUUAGCACGUUCGCAUUCGAAAUAUAAUGAUUGAAUUGUCUCUUGUUAUAUAAUACUAGCCCUGCUGAACGUGUUUUUCUUUAUAUUUUGUUGUUAUGUUUUCUCUCAGAUUGGAUUUUUCGAAGCUUAAACUCUUUUUACACGUUAUGUAGUGAGAGUUUGCCUAGUACUGUACCUAUAAGGUCACAUUUUAUGGUUGUUGAUGGGUAUAAGUAAUCAUAAUCAAAUAAUGAAUAGAUAAUGAAGUGAUACGAAUACUUUACUUGGUAUUGCUCUUGUUAUUCAGAUGCAUUCAAUUGUGCUUUCCUUCACAAAAUUAUGGACGUUUAAAAUAUUUAAACUGUUUAUAGUAUUCAGUACUAUUAUGUAUUUACCUAUUUACUCUCAUGAAAGUGAUUUAUAUUUAUUGCGAAUUCAGCAUCUAUUUAUAUAUUUAUUAAUCUAUGUAUUUAUCAAAUUGAUAUGAAUGUAUGGUUGUGUGAGGGUAAUUCCAAGACUAUUUUAGAGUUUCUAUGAAAUUAUUUAUUGUAAAAAUGAAUGAAAACAUUACAUUGAUUAAUACAACGUGAUUUUAUCUGUCGAGAACUGUUACAAUUCUCAUGUGACUAGUCACUGAUCUUCUUCCAUAAUAGUUCAGUGAAAAAUGAUGUGCCUAUUUAUUUAACCUUGCCAUUUCUUGUUAGUAUGACGGAACAUUAUGAAUUAAAUGUCUGAAAGUCA